CUAACAAAAUUGGGAGAAUUCAAUGUUCAUGCCCCCCGGAUGCAGGCUCCCCAAGCGGAGUUGGAGCAUGGAGCAUCCAUUAUUAUUGGAGCAGCCUGAGUGUAAUUAGGACCUGAAGUGCCGAGGAUUGCGGAAAGAGGAUACUAAAUUAGUUCUUACCUUGGCAGUGGACAUCAUCUUUGGUGGACAUGGUGAACCUUGCAGAGAAAGCACCUCACAAUCUACCCACCUAUCCUGAGCGACUGCCACUUGCCCUAUAAAUGGGAGAAUCUGCAGUUCUCAUGUUGACUUUGUUAGCCAUUUCAGAACCCACAAACCUUAGUCUCUUUGAUCCCAACAUACCAUCCAAGAAGAAAUUAGCAUUUUCAAUUAUUUUAGAAUUCUUCCUUCAUAAGUGCUUACUAUUAUUUUCUAACAAUUUCUAGUGCAUUUCUGGGAUUUUUCUUGAAUUUUGUACAGCUUUGAGAAUUUGCAGCAGCAACCCUGAACUUGUCAAAAUCGUCUUUGAUGCCAAGCAGUCCACAACGUGCUGAUUAUUUCUUUUAUAUAUUACUUUUGCUUAAAAAGAUGAUAAGUGAUUCAGAAGAGAUUGCUGGGAUCUACCGAGAGCUCAGCAAAUUCCCAUCGCCGCUAAAAGCCUACAUCAGACCACAGAUUACAUUGAAACCUAAAGAAAAAUUCAGCAUCAUUGACACAGAAUGGUCUCAGAGGGAUUUGGAGAGAGCCGAGAGUGUGAAGAUAUUUCGAGAGUACCUUGUAUUCCAUGAUAAAAAUUCAAUUUUGUGCACUGGCCCCUCAGGAAACUGCACAGAAUUGCAGGGCGAAUUGCUGAGUAGAGAUUCACCCUCUGCUACUUUAAAGGCUGUCAUCAGGGAGCGUACCAACAAAAAGCAGGAAAAGCAGCAAUAUCUGGAGAUAUGGAGCAAAACCGCCAAGGAGAAAAGCAUAAACCUAACAGCACUUGACAAGCAUGGCAAAGUGUAUGAAGAUGAUCUGUUUGGCUGCCUUGAAUGGUCUUACUCUGAGACCUGCAUACUGUACGUCGCUGAAAAGAAAAGACCCAAAGCUGAAUCCUUCUUCCAGUCUAAACCAGAGCACAGUGUAAAUGGGGACGAAGAUGACAACAGAGCAAAAGAUGGCCAGAAACCUGAGAAAGGUUGUCAGUUUGUAUAUUGGGAGGACUGGGGGGAAGCCCUGACAAACAAAAGUACUCCAGUCCUCUGUGUCCUAAACAUUUGGAGUGGAAAUGUCUCUGUACUGCAUGGGAUACCUGAGCAUAUUUCUCCUGGGGAGGCAAUCUGGGCUCCUGAGGAUGCUGGAAUUAUAUUUGUUGGCCGGUGGCAUGUGCCUUGGCGACUGGGUCUCAAAUACUGCACCAACCGGAAAUCGGCUCUCUACUGUGUGGACUUAACAGGAAAUGAAUACUUGGAGAUCUCUUCAGGAAUAAAUUCUGUACAUAGUCCACGGCUCAGUCCUGACCAACAUCAUCUUAUCUUCUUGGAGGGUGGCAGCGUUAAGACUCACCAUCAGUGUUAUGGCCUAUCCUUGUAUAACUUGGAUAAAAAAGUCACAUCAACUGUGGUGAGGAUUUUAGAUUAUCCAGCAACAGAUGGAUUUACUGGCAUUUACUCUUCAGCUCUGGCACGGAAAUGUUGGGCAACAGAUAGCCAGCGAAUUCUCAUUGAUACGACUCAGCGAAGCAGGAAGGAUCUAUUUGUAGUGAACAUUGCAACAGGAACUGUAACAUCUCUCACCGCUGGUCCAGACACUGCGAGUUGGACAUUAUUGGACGUUUGCCAGGACCUGAUUGUGGUUAGCUGCUCCUCCCCUAAUUGUCCACCUAAUUUGAAAGUGGGUUUCCUGCCAGCUGCAGGGCACGAACAAGAAAUGAUCUGGAUGGCUCUCGGUGAAGAUAAACCAUUGCAUGGCAUAAAGUGGAAAAUCCUGACGUUUACACCUCAUUUUGAGCAUGAAAAUCCAAAAUUCAAUGGUCUUCAAUUUGAAGGUAUUUUACUUUUACCUGGGCAGGAACAAAAUGCCAAACCUCCACUUGUUGUAAGUCCACAUGGAGGACCCAAUUCUGUCUUUGUUACUUGUUGGAUGUUAAUGCCCGCUGUCUUUUGCAGGUUGGGAUACUCGGUUUUGCUUGUGAAUUACCGAGGAUCCUGUGGCUUUGGGCAAGACAGUAUUCGCUCACUGCUGGGUAACAUAGGAAGCCAAGAUGUGAAAGAUGUGCAGUUUGCUGUCGAAUGUGUGUUGAAGGAAGGAGUUGUGGAUUCUGAGAACGUUUUGCUGAUUGGUGGCUCACAUGGAGGCUUUAUUGGUUGUCAUCUAAUUGGCCAGUACCCUGGUUUCUACAAAGCUUUUGCCACAAGGAAUCCUGUCAUUAACCUGGCUUCUAAGCUGGGUACAACCGAUAUUCCUGAUCAUACCAUGGUGCAAGCUGGUUUUGAUUAUGCCCCAGACCAGUUGCCCACUCCCCCUAUGUUGGCAACACUGUUGAGCAAAUCUCCUAUCACCUAUAUUUCUCAGGCAACAACUCCAGUUUUGAUAAUGUUGGGUGAAAAAGACAAACGGGUUCACCCAUCGCAAGGUCUUGAACUCCAUCGUGCACUGAAAGCCCGAGGAAUUCCUGUACGGUUAUUGUGGUACCCUGAUGAUAACCACUCGCUCUCUAAUGUUGACACAGAAGCUGAUGUGUUCAUGAAUAUUGCCGUGUGGUUUAACUUUGCACUGAACAGAACACAAUAAAUUGAGACAAUCUAACAUAGUAAAGCCAAUCCAACUCCAGUCCAAUCUAGCUGUAGUUCAAAUUAGCUAAACUGCAGCUAGCAUUAAUCAUUGAUCUGAGAGCAUCUGAGGUGCCUUUUUCCUUGGCUUUAUUCAAGAGCUGUACAUUGAUCUUUCACAUUCGAGUAUCAUUGCCUCAAUAUUAUCUUUCCUGUAAACUAACAAUGUAUUAAUAUCCCACACAGAGAUUUAAGUAGAUCAUCUGAGAUGACAACUCUGAGUGAACCAGAGGGAAUUUUAUUAGAGACUGCAUGUUCUAUUUUGGUGUUAUAAUUCUUUAAUAUUCAAUAUUCUUUAUCAUUGGCGUCUCCCUACCCUCGGUACAAGAACUGUUCCAGAGCCGCUGUCUGAAAAAAGCUCAGAGAAUUGCUAAGGACAAACUGCACCCCCUCCACAUACACCUGGAUCUCCUGCCAUCAGGCAAGAGAUAUCGAAGCAUCAAAGCCCCGACUACAAGACUGCUAAACAGCUUCCUACCACAGGCUGUGAGGCUGCUAAACAGUCACUCUGUACUCACAGUCACUUGAUUCUGCGGCUGGCACGGACACUUUAAUAACUGGCACUGGCCACUCAAAUCAGCUGCCCCGGACAUUUUUAUGAUUGGUUUAUUGUAUUUUAACAUUGUGUUUUACCUGCUUUUAACUAUUUAUACUGUUCCAUCAGGGACUGGAUUGUUUUUAGUGUUAUUAUGAGUGAAAUGUUUUAAAUUUCAUGUGCGAUGCUCCGCUAUUCACUGGGAAACGUCUUUUCAUUUUGCACUGUACAACUGUUGCUUGCAAGAUGACAAUAAAGGUUGAUUGAUUGAUUGAUAUGUAGAUCUUGCUAAAUUUAGUUAGUCCAUCUUUAAUUUGCCUUAAUGGGGGCAAUUAAAGAGAAGCACAAUGUUACAGCUGGUAGAGCUGCUAUCUAUAUCCCAAAAUUGACCACCUCUUCUCCCAAUUAUUCUUUGUUUCCCCAAUACAAUCCAUCCUGGGUUAAGGCAGGGGUACCAUACUUCAGAACCAACUUAUUUUUUAACAAAGUUUGGGCUAAUGAUAAAAUAGCUGCAGAAGUGGUUUUAUUGCUAUUGGCUUUUCAAUAAGGCACUGCUGCUACUCGGGCGGCAUGUCUUUCAUUAUUACGAUGUGCAAAAUGUACAUCAAUGUGCUCAUCUGAAUGUUUUCUUCCUGGGUUCGAUGUGGCAAAAUUCUAGCUGGUGCCAAGAAGCUGCCAGAAAAUCCAUCCUGUCAAUCUCCUAAACACUCGUAAUAAUGUGCAGUACAGAAGUCAAGUCAAGUUUAUUCGUCACAUACACAUACGAGAUGUGCAGUGAAAUGAAAGUGGCAAUGCUCGCGGACUUUGUGCAAAAAGACAAACAAACAACCAAACAAACUAUAAACACAAUCAUAAACACAUACAUAUUCUUUCACAUAUUAAAUAUUGGAAGAAAAAACGUUCAGUAAAGUUAGUCCCUGGUGGGAUGGGAGUUUACAGUCCGAAUGGCCUCUAGGAAGAAACUCCUUCUCAACCUCUCCGUUCUCACUGCAUGGCAACGGAGGUGUUUGCCUGACCGUAGCAACUGGAACAGUCCGUUGCAUGGGUGGAAGGGGUCUCUCAUGAUUUUAUUUGCUCUGGAGUUGCAUCUCCUGUUGUAUAGUUCCUGCAGGGGGGCGAGUGAAGUUCCCAUAGUGCGUUCGGCCGAACGCACUACUCUCUGCAGAGCCUUCUUGUCCUGGGCAGAGCAAUUCCCAAACCAGAUGGUAAUAUUUCCGGACAAGAUGCUUUCCACAGCCGCUGAGUAGAAGCACUCGAGGAUCCUCGGAGACACUCUGAAUUUCCUCAAUUGCCUGAGGUGGUAAAGGCGCUGCCUUGCCUUACUCACGAGUGUUGCAGCGUGUGAUGCCCAUGUCAUAUCCUCAGAGAUGUGGACUCCCAGAUAUUUAAAACAGCUUACCCUAUCCACAGUAUCCCCAUUUAUCCUCAAUAGAGUGUACGUCCUCGGAUGAUGUGCCCUCCUAAAGUCCACGAUCAGCUCCAUAGUUUUUUUGAUGUUCAAGAGGAGGCUGUUGUCCUGGCACCAGAGUGCUAGAUCAGCCACCUCCUCCCGGUAGGCCUUCUCAUCGUUGUCUGAGAUCAGGCCCACCACCACAGUGUCAUCAGCAAACUUGAUUAUUGAGUUGGAGCUGAACCUAGCCACACAGUCAUGUGUGUACAGGGAGUACAAUAGGGGGCUGAGGACCCCUAUUGGGCGUUCUUAAACUGGGGACAUCCUGUGCUGAUGCCUGGAGGACAUUAAUGUAUGAAUGAUGGUAAAAUCAAACUUUAUUUCUUUGCAUAUUCUUUAUUUUUUAAAUAUGAUCAUGGCUAUUAUGAGUCUGGUUCACCAAAGAUUCAG
This is a messenger RNA of Leucoraja erinaceus (little skate), 5164 nucleotides long. Its product is annotated as acylamino-acid-releasing enzyme-like. Gene Ontology annotation, biological process: proteolysis. Lineage: Eukaryota; Metazoa; Chordata; Chondrichthyes; Rajiformes; Rajidae. Gene Ontology annotation, molecular function: serine-type endopeptidase activity. The record is from RefSeq and is a predicted model, not a curated record. The transcript is spliced from 22 exons. The coding region runs from base 508 to 2751 and encodes 747 amino acids.